Molecule: messenger RNA, 558 nt
Organism: Thlaspi arvense
Lineage: Eukaryota; Viridiplantae; Streptophyta; Magnoliopsida; Brassicales; Brassicaceae
Source: the annotation of a GenBank genome assembly
AUGUCGCAAUAUUAUAACAUUGAUGAUAUCUUAGCAGAAGAAGAGCUUGUCCCUGCUGUAUUUCAAGUGGCUGCAAAUGUUCGGCUGUUUGAUUCUAGUGAUGAUUCAAAUAAGGUAGAACCAGGUUCAAAGGUGGAGCUGCCUUUUUGGCUUGCUUGUGAAUUACACUUGAGACAAGCAGUGUCCAUUAAUCUUCCCACUUGUUUCAAUCAAAAAACAAGGGAGGAACUUGCUGCUGAUGCUGCGCAUGUGAAUCUAAAGAAUCGAUGCCCGUACUUCUAUGAGCUAGGGCAGAAGUUACUCUCAUUAGUUGGUGAUAGGACCAUUGGGCCCUUGCUCUUAGCUACAUUUCAGAAGAGGUACAAGGAAGUGCUGAUCAAAGCGCAGACUGUAGCAUUGGCUGUGGCUCCAAAAUUCUUGACACUUCUAACAAGAGAAGAAAUCAAAUUGUAUGAGGUUGCCCAGUCUUCAAUGGCUGCAUUUAAGAAGUGGCGGGUGGGUGGACCGAGGUUCCAGAAAGCAUAUGUUAUUGGGAAAAAGAGGAAACCAUUGGAUUAG